AAUGAAUCUUUCUAUGAGGCGCUAGACCGAUUCAAGGAGUACAUUAGGGACUGCCCUAAUCAUGGUUUCAAUGAGGGAAACCUAUGGAACAUCUUCUAUCGUGGCAUAGACCACAAGUACAAGCUUUCAUUGGACACUGCAAGCAAUGGAAACUUCAUGACCAAGACUGUUGAUGAAGCUAAGGUUCUUAUUGAGAAUCUUGCAGCUAGUGAUUGUAACAACUGUCCUGAUUAUGACCGCUCAAGCCGCACCACUACUAGCUCCCCUGAUUCUUUUCAAAUGACUGAACUCAAGAACAUGAUGGCUCAAGUUCUUAAGGGACAGCUCAAGCAUAUCAAUGCAAUAGAAGGGAUGAGUGAUGCUAAUGAAGACCCAUCAAGAGAAUGCAUGGGAGAUUUCUCUAAUGAAGCCAAUGAAGAAGAUGUGAACUACAUUGGAAACUAUGGGAACAAGGGAUACAAUCCAAGCUAUCGCCCAAACCCCAACAUGUCUUAUAGAAACCCCAAUGUGGAGAAUCCUCAAGACCAAGUGUAUCCUCCAAGGUAUCCACAACAACAAAGACCUCCUUACCAAUCUCAAGGAAGUCAAUUUCAGCCAAGGCAAGGAUAUGAGCAGAGAUCAUCAUAUCCGCCCAAGGAGCCAUAUGCUUCUUCACCAAAUCAAGCUCCUCCAAACCAACAAGGUGGGAGAUUUGAAGGAAUCCUCCAACAGAUCAUGGAUGGCCAGAAGAGAAACACAAAGAGAUGUAUGAGAAGAUGGACACUUUGUUCAGCAAUCUCAACACCAAGUAUGAUGCUGUUGCCACUCAUGUGA
This is a messenger RNA of Microthlaspi erraticum, 813 nucleotides long. The record is from the annotation of a GenBank genome assembly. Lineage: Eukaryota; Viridiplantae; Streptophyta; Magnoliopsida; Brassicales; Brassicaceae.